Triticum turgidum subsp. durum (durum wheat) is the source of this 801-nucleotide messenger RNA. The record is from the annotation of a GenBank genome assembly. Lineage: Eukaryota; Viridiplantae; Streptophyta; Magnoliopsida; Poales; Poaceae.
AUGCCGCUCUCCAACUCUACGUCGUCUGUGCCGGCCGUCACCGUCCCGGCGGCCGAGGAGCUCCUCUCACAAGGGCUCCGGGCGGAGUCGCUGCCGCGGCACGUGGCGCUGGUGAUGGACGGGAACUCGCGGUGGGCGGCAGCACGGGGCCUGCCGCCGACGGACGGGCACGAGCACGGGAUGCGCGCGCUGAUGAGGACGGUGCGGCUCUCCCGCGCCUGGGGCAUCCGCGUCCUCACCGCCUUCGGUUUCUCGCUCGAGAACUGGAAUCGCCCCAAGGCGGAGGUUGACUUCUUGAUGGCGUUGAUCGAGAGGUUUAUCAACGACAACCUCGCCGAGUUCUUGAGGGAAGGGACCCGUCUACGUAUAAUCGGUGACCGCUCAAGGCUGCCGAUCUCUGUGCAGAAGACUGCACGAGACGCCGAGGAGGCAACAAGAAACAACUCACAGCUCGAUCUAGUCCUAGCCAUCAGCUACAGCGGGCGAAUGGACAUUGUGCAGGCAUGCCGGAAUCUCGCCCAGAAAGUGGACGCCAAGCUGCUCAGGCCGGAGGACAUCGACGAGUCGCUGUUCGCCGACGAGCUCCAGACGAGCGAAACAUCUUGCCCGGACCUGCUCAUCAGGACCAGCGGCGAGCUGAGGCUGAGCAACUUCCUGCUAUGGCAGUCGGCUUACUCGGAGCUCUUCUUCACCGACACGCUCUGGCCUGAUUUCGGGGAGGCCCAAUAUCUCCAAGCCAUGAUGGCCUUCCAGAGCAGAGACAGGCGCUUUGGAAGAAGAAAAAACAAUGCAGCGCUAUAA